This is a messenger RNA of Triticum turgidum subsp. durum (durum wheat), 1488 nucleotides long. The record is from the annotation of a GenBank genome assembly. Lineage: Eukaryota; Viridiplantae; Streptophyta; Magnoliopsida; Poales; Poaceae.
AUGUGGUCGCCAACCCCUCCUACCAUCUACCGUAGGGUUAUGGCUCUCCGACAACGCAACUUCACUAGGAUCUCGUCGUAUUCAGCUCAAUGUUGGAUCUCCUCCCGGGAGCCUCGUUCUCGGCGGUUAUCCACGCCUCGGCUCUCCACCUACCGUCUCCAUGUACAUCACUGCCUCGACAAGCACCUCUGGUCACCCCUCGCCUCCUCUUGCCAUGCUCCCUCCAUCGACACACGUCCACCAUCUCGUCGACUCCCAUUGGAUGGCAGCUCGCCGGUCAUCAUCUGCAACCUCUGUGGCUGCUCUAACCUGGUGCCUCGACGCAGGCCUGCAUCUGAUGACAAGCUUCGUGCUCUUGGUGUUGACUCUGUUCAUCUUUUUCUCAAUGAUGGCACAAGAUGCCUCCCGGAUUUGCUAAUAGUUUUGAUUUCCCGUGGCGGAGUUCCCAUUCAAGACUCGCAGUCGCUGAGCUCUCAAGGUUCUACCAGCGGGAGCACUUUCGAGAGCAGGAGAUCAGCCAGAGGGCUGUAUGGCUCCACCCUCAGGAAUUCUUCAGAAAGGGAGAUACCUGGAGACAGAAAGUUCACCUUACCAGAGAUUCAGAAAGCAACGAAGAACUUCUCGCCCAACCUCAAGAUUGGGCAGGGUGGUUCUGGGACAGUGUACAAGGGUCAGCUCAGCGAUGGCACCCUCGUCGCCGUCAAACGGGCCAAGAAGAAUAUGUAUGACAAGCACAUGGGCCACGAGUUCCGGAACGAGAUAGAGACGCUGCGAUGCAUCGAGCACCUGAAUCUGGUACGGUUCCAUGGGUUCCUUGAGUUUGGUGGUGAGCAGUUGAUCAUUGUGGAGUAUGUUCCCAAUGGCAAUCUUCGAGAGCACCUUGAAGGUCUGAAUGGAAAAGUCCUGGAGUUCUCUGUGAGGUUGGAAAUCGCGAUCGAUGUGGCCCACGCUAUCACCUAUCUUCACACCUACUCUGAUCAGCCGGUCAUCCACAGGGACAUCAAAUCCUCAAACAUUCUUCUCACAAACAACUGCCGAGCUAAGGUCGCUGACUUUGGAUUUGCGAAACUGGCUCCGACUGACGCCACCCAUGUCUCUACUCAAGUCAAAGGAACAGCAGGGUACCUUGACCCAGAGUAUCUCAGAACAUACCAGCUCACUGAGAAGAGUGAUGUCUACUCCUUCGGAGUGCUGCUAGUGGAGUUGGUUACUGGGAGGCGCCCGAUCGAACCAAAGAGGGCGAUCGUCGAACGUGUCACAGCAAAAUGGGCAAUGGAAAAAUUCUCGAAGGGCGAUGCGAUACUAACACUGGAUCCGAAUCUGGAAGUGAACGACGCGACCAACCUGGCGAUCGAGAAGAUGUACGAGCUGGCCUUGCAAUGCUUAGCUCCCAAGAAGAGGAACCGGCCGAGCAUGAGGCGGUGCGCAGAGAUCCUGUGGAGUAUACGUAAAGAUUACAGGGAGCUGGCUCGACCAACCUCCUCUUGA